Suillus subalutaceus is the source of this 618-nucleotide messenger RNA. RefSeq lists its product as uncharacterized. The transcript has a single exon. The coding region runs from base 1 to 618 and encodes 205 amino acids. The record is from RefSeq and is a predicted model, not a curated record. NCBI's taxonomy places the organism in Eukaryota, Fungi, Basidiomycota, Agaricomycetes, Boletales, Suillaceae.
AUGGCGCGACCCCAAAUCAAACCCAAACCAAACACAACCGAGGGCGCACCACCAAGAGUCAGAAAAGUCGGAAGGAUGACGGCGGCGCCGCGUAUCAACAGAAAACCCAACAAAGCUCUGAGGAAGAGAUACACAGUUCGUUAUGACAGUCCAGUCAACACGCGGCCAGAGAUUCCCAUACGGUCAUCCGAGAGUCCAGAGGAAGCCCGGAAGAGGGAGAGAGACGAGGCCAUCCAGAGGGCGCACAAGAUAGAUCAGGCCAAGUUGGCGGAGUGGGAAGCCCGCUGCAAGAGGUUGGAGUCACCGAACCCAGCAAAGAAGCCAGCAAAGAAGAGCACCAGAAAUGACGAUGACGAUGAAGAUGAGAUUGUAGAACUUCGCACCGUCAAGAAGGCACCGCUGAUGAUCCCAGCAAAGAGGGCCAGAGAUCACGGAGUAGAGGUUGUAGAACUUCGCGCCGCCAAGAGGGUGCGCACAGAUAAGGAGAGGGCCACGGAUGAGGAUGAUGAGGUGGUGAUUAUAGAACCUCCCGCCAGAAAUGAGAAGGAGGAGGAGGAAAAUCGUUUGAGGAACAUGGAGAUGAGGCGGUUGAGGUUAUUAGAGGCUGGUUUCAUGUAG